Messenger RNA from Lepisosteus oculatus (spotted gar), 4165 nucleotides. Its product is annotated as transitional endoplasmic reticulum ATPase. Gene Ontology annotation, cellular component: cytosol; VCP-NPL4-UFD1 AAA ATPase complex; nucleus. Gene Ontology annotation, molecular function: ATP hydrolysis activity; polyubiquitin modification-dependent protein binding; ATP binding. Gene Ontology annotation, biological process: autophagosome maturation; retrograde protein transport, ER to cytosol; mitotic spindle disassembly. The record is from RefSeq and is a predicted model, not a curated record. Lineage: Eukaryota; Metazoa; Chordata; Actinopteri; Semionotiformes; Lepisosteidae.
GUUCUGGAUAUGCCGUAUGUCGUGUUUCGUCAUAUUAAUUACGAUAUUCGCUCCUAGUUUGUGGUGCUGUGGAUGGAAUGCGUUCGGCAAUGAGGUUUCAGAGCAGAGAGAUUACUUUUAUCUGCGGCUUCGGCGCACAUGGGAAAUCUACUGUUAUACUUUAUGCAGUAAGGACAGUACUAGUAAAACAGCAGAGACGAGUUAAGAUCGUUCACAAGGACUUGAAUUCACAUGAAUAUAAAAUUCUUGAUUUUUGUUUCAGGGUUACAAUGCGAUGAUCGAUUUGCCUUUGUGACUGUUUAGUGCAGCGAGUGCUGGAAAAAUCUGCGUCUGACUCAGACUACGGAGUGACAUGAGAUCUGCUCUGGGACUGAGUCCAGCAUCUGCCUGCUGAUGUUGGAAAAUAUAGACCCAGCAAUAGGGGGUUUAAACAACCACGUAGAACGUAGACAACAACCACAAUAAUAAUAAAAAACAUAAUAAAUUAUAAAAAGGAGAUUUAGACCUGCUAACAGUCACUAAAAAUAUUGACAUGCCAGCGACAGAAGGGGAUUCCAAGGGGGAGGAUUACUCCACUGCCAUCCUGAAACAGAAGCAUCGCCCCAACCGGCUAAUCGUCGAUGAAGCCCUAAAUGAAGACAACAGCAUUGUCUGCCUGUCACAGAGUAAGAUGGAGGAGCUCCAGCUGUUCCGUGGUGACACAGUCCUUCUGAAGGGAAAGAAACGCAGACAUACAGUGUGUAUCGUUCUGACAGAUGACACCUGUGCUGAGGAAAGGGUGCGCAUGAACCGCGUCACCAGGAACAAUCUGCGGGUGCGGCUAGGUGACAUAAUCAGUAUACAGGCCUGUCCUGAUGUAAAAUAUGGAAAAAGGAUUCAUGUGUUGCCCAUUGAUGAGACCAUAGAGGGACUUUCAGGGAAUCUUUUUGAGGUGUUCCUGAAGCCUUAUUUUCUAGAGGCAUACCGGCCCGUUCACAAAGGAGACAUUUUUCUGGUCCGAGGGGGAAUGCGUGCAGUGGAGUUCAAAGUUGUGGAGACUGAUCCUACCCCUCACUGCAUUGUGGCCCCAGACACCAUCAUUCACUGUGAGGGAGAGCCCAUCAAGCGAGAGGAUGAGGAGGAGAGCCUGAAUGAUAUUGGCUAUGACGAUAUUGGUGGGUGCAGGAAGCAGCUUGCCCAGAUUAAAGAGAUGGUGGAGCUGCCUCUGCGACACCCAGCCCUCUUCAAAGCCAUUGGUGUGAAGCCCCCCCGUGGGAUAUUGCUCUAUGGUCCACCUGGGACAGGUAAAACUCUUGUGGCUCGGGCUGUAGCCAAUGAAACAGGAGCAUUCUUCUUUCUGAUCAAUGGCCCAGAAAUCAUGAGCAAGCUGGCAGGAGAGUCAGAAAGCAACCUCAGAAAGGCAUUUGAGGAAGCAGAGAAGAAUGCCCCAGCUAUCAUUUUCAUCGAUGAGCUGGAUGCAAUUGCACCAAAGAGGGAGAAGACCCAUGGGGAGGUGGAAAGGCGAAUCGUUUCUCAGCUUCUCACUCUAAUGGAUGGACUCAAGCAGCGUUCACAUGUUGUUGUCAUGGCAGCCACAAACAGGCCCAACAGUGUGGACCCAGCACUGCGCAGAUUUGGACGAUUUGACAGGGAAAUCGACAUCGGGAUCCCGGAUGCCACCGGGCGUCUAGAAAUCCUGCAGAUUCACACCAAGAAUAUGAAGCUGUCUGACGAUGUAGAUUUGGAGAGGAUUGCCACUGAGACUCAUGGGCAUGUGGGCGCCGACGUAGCUGCACUCUGCUCUGAGGCUGCUCUGCAGGCCAUUCGUAAGAAAAUGAUUCUGAUUGACCUGGAAGAUGAGACAAUCGAUGCUGAUGUCCUUAACUCACUAGCUGUCACGAUGGAUGACUUCAGGUGGGCACUUGGCCAAAGUAACCCUUCUGCUCUGCGGGAGACAGUGGUGGAGGUGCCCCAGGUGAACUGGGAGGAUAUCGGAGGAUUGGAUGAAGUAAAAAGAGAGCUUCAGGAGUUGGUGCAGUACCCUGUGGAGUACCCGGACAAGUUCCUGAAGUUUGGGAUGACUCCAUCUCGUGGAGUUCUGUUCUAUGGGCCCCCAGGCUGUGGCAAGACCCUUCUAGCAAAGGCCAUUGCCAAUGAGUGCCAGGCCAAUUUUGUGUCCAUUAAGGGCCCUGAGCUGCUCACUAUGUGGUUUGGGGAGUCUGAGGCCAAUGUCCGCGAUGUGUUUGACAAGGCACGGCAGGCAGCUCCUUGUAUCUUGUUCUUCGAUGAGCUGGACUCCAUCGCCAAGGCCCGAGGAGGUGGUGUGGGGGAUGGGGGAGGCGCAGCAGACCGUGUUAUCAACCAGAUCUUGACCGAGAUGGAUGGAAUGACCAACAAGAAAAACGUUUUCAUCAUUGGGGCCACGAACAGGCCAGACAUCAUUGACCCAGCUAUCCUGAGGCCUGGAAGGCUGGACCAGCUAAUUUAUAUUCCCCUGCCUGAUGAGGGGUCCCGAGUAGCCAUCCUCAGAGCCAACCUGCGCAAGUCUCCUGUGGCCCGGGAUGUUGAUCUGAACUACUUGGCCAAGAUCACAGAGGGCUUCUCUGGAGCUGACCUCACAGAGAUCUGCCAGCGUGCCUGCAAACUGGCAAUUAGAGAAGCCAUAGAGGCAGAGAUACGCACUGAGCGUGAAAGGCAGAACCACCCAGAUGUGGCUAUGGAUGAGGACUCUGACCCUGUUCCUGAGAUCCGGCGUGAUCACUUUGAGGAGGCGAUGAAGUUUGCCCGCCGCUCCGUCAGCGACAAUGAUAUCCGGAAGUAUGAGAUGUUCGCACAGACUCUCCAGCAGAGCCGCGGCUUUGGAAAUUUCAGAUUUCCUUCUGGAUCCAAGUCUGGUGGAGGACGAGGCUCGGGACAGGCAGACAAUGACCCAGGAAACCUCUACAGAGAUGAAGGGGAGGAUGACCUCUAUCAGUGACCUGCUGCCAGUCCAUAGCUGCAUCCAGACACCCUGAGCACCAUUAAAGACUGCUGGUUUGAAUAAUGAGUGUGGAUUGGAUUUACAACAUAAAAUCAGGAGGUCUGCUUAUUUCCACUUCUCCUGUAGUUCCCCCUUCCCCAGAAAAUAAAGUAGCAUUUAAUGACUUUUGCAGUGAUUGGAGUAGGGUGACCCCACACGCUGUAAUAAAUUCCCUGCAGUUCUAAUGGCAUCCUGAUGCUUUUAUGUAGACAGUGAGACACAGGAGCCUGUCUCAUGUUUUAAAGGCAGGCUUCACAAUGUAAAUGAAAACAAAAGUCCAGAGUUCUAAGGCAAACAAACCAAAAAAAAGAGUACAGUCAGGCUGCUUAAUAGCAUAAAUAAGUACAAUGCAAACAAGAUAGCCAAUGCCAAAAUCAAGGUCAUUGCUGGAAUAGGGUCACAUUCCAGUUCAGAUUAUUCUCCAAACAAAGUCUCUGUACAUAGCUGCCGAUAAGUGCCUUUAAAAUUCUUAUUUCUGUUUUAUUUCUCUCUAGCCCAUCACAAUAAACACCAACACCUUAGCCUAUGUUUAUUGAAGUUUCUGCACCCACUGGUUUUCUGUUGCCAUAUUAGACUGAAAUAUUCUAAAAAACAAUGUUGUUUCUAUCAUAGUUGUGUUUGUUAUUUAAACAAAGUGUUUAUAUCUUUUAUGAAAAUUUACCUUUUUUACCUUGUUUCUAGCAUUUCUAUAUAUUGUAGUUUUCUACAAUUUAAUCAAGUUUUCACUAUUAAGCAUUACCAUAGAAAUUCCAUCUCAUACUUAGGUAAAGUUUUAUAAGGCAGCAGUGUGGGGUAGCAGUUAGGGCUCUGGACUAGAAGGCCAUUGAUUAAAAAACACUGGGUGAGGCACUGGUGUUGUUCCCUUAUAUAAAGUUUUUAGCAGAUUACCAGGUUAAAAAUCAGAUUUUACUGUCAACUGACUUACCUGGAAAAACAAAUGAAUAAGGCAUUUUCACUAUAGUCAGCUAUACUGAUCCAUGGUAGUGAAGCUCAGUAAAGGCAUAACAAAAUUGAAUGUAUAAGAGCAUAUAUACUCUGGUAAGUCUAUCAAGGGUGGGCAGUAUGGUGGUGCAGAAGUUAGCAUUGCGGCCUUGCAGAGCUGGGGCUUGUUUUGGGUUUAUAUAGUAUGUUCUUCCCAUGUUCAUGUAGGUUUCCUCCAAGUGCUCC